CUCUCGCCCAAGAAAUUCUACUCCGCUGAGAUUACUAUUUGGGGGCUGGAAGGGGGGAAUGAAGAGGUUUUUAGGACCCAGCAGGCGGCGGCAGGCGGCAGUUGUGUAGAUCGCUGAGAGACUACGAGGGUCCGGUUCAGUUUUAAUUCUGUCUCUAAUCUCUGCAACAGCGGCGCUUCCUGGGUCCCGCGGCUCCCCUGCUCACUCAGCCGAGGCUGGCCGCUGGGCGAAAAUCAAAGCCGCCUCCGCCCCAUCACCCACGAUGGAAACCCUCCAAGAAAAAGUGGCCCCGGACGCGUGUGCCUAAGGAUUCCGCAUAAAAGAAGUGCCCAAAAUGAAGACCCUGGUGCGCCAUGGUCUGGCAGUGUGUUUAGCGCUCACCACCAUGUGCACCAGCUUGUUGCUCGUGUACAGCAGCCUCGGAGGCCAGAAGGAGCGGCCCCCGCAGCAGCAGCAGCAGCAGGCAGCGGCGACCCUCAGCUCGCGGCGGUCGGCAGAGAGCAGCCCCCCGCCGCGCCCGGAGACCCCCGCGGGACCGCGGCCACUGGACGGAUACCUCGGCGUGGUGGACCACAAGCCGCUGAAAAUGCACUGCAGGGACUGCGCCCUGGUGACGAGCUCCGGGCAGCUGCUGCGCAGCAGGCAAGGCGCCCAGAUUGACCAGACUGAAUGUGUCAUUCGCAUGAACGACGCCCCCACGCGUGGCUACGGGCGGGACGUGGGCAACCGCACCAGCCUGCGGGUCAUCGCUCAUUCCAGCAUCCAGCGGAUCCUCCGCAACCGCCACGACCUGCUCAACGUCAGCCAGGGCACCGUGUUCAUCUUCUGGGGACCCAGCAGCUACAUGCGUCGCGACGGCAAGGGCCAGGUCUACAACAACCUGCAGCUGCUGAGCCAGGUGCUGCCCCGGCUGAAGGCCUUCAUGAUCACGCGCCACAAGAUGCUGCAGUUCGACGAGCUCUUCAAGCGUGAGACCGGCAAAGACAGGAAGAUCUCCAACACUUGGCUUAGCACUGGCUGGUUCACAAUGACAAUAGCCCUGGAACUCUGUGACAGGAUCAAUGUUUAUGGCAUGGUGCCCCCAGACUUCUGCAGGGAUCCCAACCACCUUUCAGUACCUUAUCACUAUUAUGAACCUUUUGGACCUGAUGAAUGUACAAUGUACCUGUCUCAUGAGCGAGGACGGAAGGGCAGUCAUCACCGCUUUAUCACAGAGAAACGAGUCUUUAAGAACUGGGCACGAACAUUCAAUAUUCACUUUUUUCAACCAGACUGGAAACCAGAAUCUCUUGCCAAUAGUCAUUCUGAGAAUAAACCUGUGUUCUGA
This is a messenger RNA of Bubalus bubalis (water buffalo), 1327 nucleotides long. It is a transcript of the gene ST6GALNAC5, whose product is annotated as ST6 N-acetylgalactosaminide alpha-2,6-sialyltransferase 5. The record is from RefSeq and is a predicted model, not a curated record. Gene Ontology annotation, biological process: ganglioside biosynthetic process; oligosaccharide metabolic process. NCBI's taxonomy places the organism in Eukaryota, Metazoa, Chordata, Mammalia, Artiodactyla, Bovidae. Gene Ontology annotation, molecular function: alpha-N-acetylgalactosaminide alpha-2,6-sialyltransferase activity. Bases 335 to 1327 code for a protein of 330 amino acids. The transcript is spliced from 5 exons.